AUGUCAAGUCACGACCACCCGCUAUGUAUUCAUGUGAACCAAGACCAUGGCAAGGAGACCAUUGUUUUCUUACAUGCGCUACUCGCAAGUUAUACCGAGUACGCCAAUGUGAUCCCGGCCCUCAACGACUAUCACCUUAUGCUCGUUAAUCUGCCUUGCCACUCGCCCUCUCACGAAAUCCCGCCCUUCGAACUUGGCUCUACCUCGGAAGUAGUCGCGGGGUUGAUCGAAAAGAAAGCUCGGAAUGGUCGAGCCCAUCUUGUUGGACUUUCCAUGGGAGGCUUUAUUGCUCUGGAAGUAGCAAAGUGUUACCCUGAGCUGGUGGAAUCGGUAUUUGUUACUGGCGCGGUUCCUCUAGACGGUUGGCGGAGAUGGUUGGCCGAGCGGCCUUUGAUGCUCUACAUGGAGUAUGGUCUGGCUUCGUUCAUCCAAUACUGCCCCGAUUGGCUUUACUGGCAAAUCUGUUCCUGGCUGGGCAUCCAGCGUCAUGACGAGCUGCGCGAUGAAACAUGCCAGAAUUUCAAUUUCGACCUCUUGAGACAGGGCUACGCAGCGAUACUGAGCUUCAGAGUGGAAGACAUCAAGUCAAUCAGAGCCAGAACUUUGAUUGUAGCUGCAUCGGCUCUGGACAACGUGGAAAUAACAAGAAGGAUGGGAAGACUGCUCAGGGAAAACAAUGCAGAAAGCAAAGCUGCAGUGGUUACAGGCCUGGUUCAUGCUUGGAACUUACGGUUCCCGGAGCUUUUUGCAGAGACCAUCGUGGCGUGGGCUGAAUGCCGCGACCUUCCCAAAGGUCUAGAAGAGCUGGUGUGA
This is a messenger RNA of Fonsecaea multimorphosa CBS 102226, 813 nucleotides long. RefSeq lists its product as uncharacterized. The coding region runs from base 1 to 813 and encodes 270 amino acids. The record is from RefSeq and is a predicted model, not a curated record. The transcript has a single exon. NCBI's taxonomy places the organism in Eukaryota, Fungi, Ascomycota, Eurotiomycetes, Chaetothyriales, Herpotrichiellaceae.